AGAGUGCCAGCACCAACGACUUGUCCUUGCAGUUUCUUCUCUCCAAGAUGGCCAGCCAAAGACCAGCCCUCGCCGUGCUGCUGCUGGCAGCCCUGUGCUACUUGUCUGUCCCUAGCGCCUUCAUCGCUCCACGUGCUGCCAAUUCUGAGGCCGUGAGAGUUGAGCAGCGAUCUGCAGAAGGCCUGGCCUUGGGCCUUGGAGCUGGUCUCCUCACGGCAGAGCCCGCCUAUGCGGGUGGCGUCUUCUGGGAUGAGAUCCUGCCGUACUCGCUGAGCAUCAGCUUCGCCAUCAUUUGGGGCAUCAUCUUGGGCUUUGUGUUGCUGCGACUGCAGGAGGCCUUUCCCGAAUGAGCUGCUUCCUUGGUGAGUUACAACUGACCCUGACCUCAAUGCGGUCACAUAAUGACAAGAUAUGACAAGCAUUUUUCCGAAAUGUGGCAAAUUGUGGCAAAUCUCGACACAAUGGACAAAGCUGGCUCGAUUUUUGCAGCGCGCCGCAACGACCUUUUUGUGACGUAUGACGACAAAACAAAAGCAACGAAGAGAAUCCUUCACAGCCAAAGGUCAAGGCGCAAGCAAUAUGAUUUCAAUCCUAUAUAGCAGUGUGGCGAUGAAGGUACAACAAAAAGA
Messenger RNA from Cladocopium goreaui, 629 nucleotides. NCBI's taxonomy places the organism in Eukaryota, Dinophyceae, Suessiales, Symbiodiniaceae. The record is from the annotation of a GenBank genome assembly.